UUAGAUCGUAAACAACCAUGGAUCCGCAGAGAACAUCCCUUUAGUUGACAGAUUCUAAAAAUCACUACCCACGGUGACACUCACGAUUAUAGCAUCAUGUGCAUUUACAACAUCGCGUUCAGAAUGGAAGGGAUUGAGUUGUAUGACCGUUGAUGACCGUUCCGAUGAUUUUCACCCACAUAUCUGCUCUCUACCGCGGGACAUUAUACUGCAUGUGGUGUUGAAGAGGAGAGGAAUAAGCUCCUUGGUGAGCUGGUCAAGGGUUUUCGAGGAUCAGGGAGAGCCCCAAACAACCCCAACAAGAAGACCAGAAUUCAAAGAGAUGAAAUAAUAGACCUUAUCCACUCACUGAUGAUACAACCGUCUACUCAUAUUUUCCAAACUGCAACAACAACAACAACAACAACAACAAACUGGUAAACCUAGAACAUUGGAUCCCACAUUUUAUUAAGCUGACCUAAAGCUUUUGGAGUUUUCUGUGACCCAUAGAGUAAUCCUGAACCAAAUCAAUAUCUCUAGCCAGAAUCCAAUACUAGUAAGUGGCAACCCUAAGGCAGCCAGCCGCAUCCCUCCCACUGUUUGGGAACCACUGAGUUGGAGGAGAACAACAGCGUGAAGGAGAGGAUGGGUAACAAGAGCAGCAGCCCCUCCAGAGACCCAGACACUGAUACUACUCAGAGAGAGGAGAGAACCAACACUGGAACUGCCUCAGGAAGUGGUCACCCAGGCCCCAGCCCUGACCUGCUUGCCUCACUACAGUCAUUGGGAGAACACAAUGACCACACACUGCUGCCACAGUCUCUACACCAGAUAGCAGAGGCCUACUCCCUGGAUGAGGACUACCAGUGGGCGGUGCAGUUCCUGCAGCUGGAGAAACUGUACCAUGAGCGCCUCCUGUCCAAUCUUGCUGCCCUGCAGGAGGACUGGGAGAGCCAGUGGAGAGAGCGUAACAGAGUAGCAGUGAGCACCUCCCCAGCUGAGACCAACAGCACUGGACAGGAACACAUAGAAAUGCUGAGCCAGAUCUGCAGGACGCACCAGAGACCAAUGCUUAGUGCGAAAAUGAGCAUGGCAGACACGGUGCUGAAAGACAGCCACAACACCAGGGGGCAGUGUGAUGGGAGAGAGAAAGAAAGGUCACCAUCCCAUCAUGGAAAAGUCAGAGUCAACAACCCUGUAAGACAGAGUGAGGAGGAUGUUAAGGAGACCACGUCAACAGGAGCUUUCCCUGACAUGGCUGAGGAGGAGGGAGGAGAGGAGGGAGAGCGAGGAAAGGAAGAGUUGGAGGAGGAAGAGCAGGGGGUGGAUGAAGAGGAGGUGUUUGAGGAGAGUCCAGAAGAGGAGGUGCAGGUGGUGGAGUGGCCAUCGGGGGUUCCCCAAGCCUCAGCCGAAGACCUGGACAAACUGUCUCAAGUGGAGGAGAGCUCCUCAGCAGAUGGCCUGGUGUCCAUUCUAAAGAGGAGCAGGGCAUCGUUAGAUGGCCUGCCCCCUGAGGGUCCCGAUGCAGCCAAACACAACUCCAAACGAAAGGUGCACUUCAGCCAGCCAGAGGACGGCAUGGAACCAGACGAGGUGGGCGGAGACUCGUGUUUGAUCCUGCUGUUGUUGUGCCUGGUAACCGUGGUGAUCAGUCUGGGCGGGACGGCUCUGUACUGCACCCUAGCGGACACAUACAGUAGCAUCUGCAUUGAUUUCUCUCACAACAUAGACUUUUACGUUGUGCACGUACAACGCUUCCUGGAUAGGUUCAGCCACUGGAUGCCCAUACGAUCAUAGUCAGGACUACUACUGCAGUCAGGACAUACAGUCACUUACUGCUGCAGUCAGGACAUACAGUCACUUACUGCUGUAGUCAGGACAUACAGUCAGGACAUACAGUCACUUACUGCUGCAGUCAGGACAUACAGUCACUUACUGCUGCAGUCAGGACAUACAGUCAGGACAUACAGUCACUUAUUGCUGCAGUCAGGACAUACAGUCACUUACCUACUGCUGCAGACGAUGUAGACUCAGUAGCCCACUGUAGCAGUCUAUGGACUAAACAUACAGAAGAACCUACCUACUGUAGCAGUCUAUGGACUAAACAUACAGAAGAACCUACCUACUGUAGCAGUCUAUGGACUAAACAUACAGAAGAACCUACCUACUGUAGCAGUCUAUGGACUAAACAUACAGAAGAACCUACCUACUGUAGCAGUCUAUGGACUAAACAUACAGAAGAACCUACCUACUGUAGCAGUCUAUGGACUCAACAUACAGAAGAACCUACCUACUGUAGCAGUCAAGGUCAUAAGGUCAUUGUUGUUCUGUGGAAGGGCCUGAAAUAAAGACUGAAUGGGCUUAUGAUCAGUGACCCAACAGGAGACGUUUUUCAGAUGCAGUCCAAACUGUUUCCAGAACACUGCCUCCCAUCUUGUUUUUAACCUCUUGUUUUUAACUUGUGUACGCUGCACAAAAGAGCUCCCAAAACCACAGAGGAACAAAGCAUAGCAUUGUAAAGUACAGGUAACUGCCAAAAUAAAGGAAACACCAACAUAAAGUAUCUUAAUAGGGAGUUGGGUCACCACGAGCCGCCAGAACAGCUUCAAUACAGCUCGGCAUAGAUUCUACCAGUGUCUGGAACUCUGUUGGAGGAAUGCAACACCAUUCUUCCACAAGACAUUGUUUGUUGUUUUGUUGAUGGUGGUGGAAAAUACUCCAGAAUCUCCCAUAAGUGUUCAAUUUGGUUGAGAUCUGGAGACAGACAGACAGACAGACAGACAGACACAGACAGACAGACAGACACAGACAGACAGACAGACAGACAGCACGAUGGGAUGAUAAUUGCUUAAUUAAUUCAGGAACCACACUGUGUGGAAGCACUUAGAUCCCUAAAUAGUGGGCAACGGCAUUUUUAUACAUGACCCUAAGCAUGAUGGGAAGUUAACUGCUUAAUUAACUCAGGAACCAGACCCGUGUGGAAGCACCUGCUGUCAAUAUCCUUUGUAUCCCUCAUUUACUCAUGUGUUUCCUUUAUCUUGGUAGUUACCUGUAUAUUCCAGUUCAAAUGUUUCAUUAGAAAAUAUGUUUAUCUGAAGAACAGAUACAAUUCGAUAAACAGUAAAUAUGUUUAUCUGGAUUUGAGAGCCUCAUAGUAAAACUUGGGGUACAGUAUGCUAUUAAAAAACAAAGACUUGUUGGGGAUUGAAAGGACACUUCCUCCUCGACUUGUUGCCCCGAGUCCUUGACUUGUCUCCUUGACUCCUUGACUUGUCAAAUGUAGCCUACGUGUUGUACAUUUUCCAGAUGUUUUUGUACGUGGAGACUUGGGUUUGGAAUUACUCCUACAUUCCCCUGAAGGAACUCAUGGUUGUUGACCACUGCAAAUGAAAGUCCACAUUUGUGAAGAACGGCUCUCUGGAAUUGGCAAAUUGUGAAGUAAUUUGCUGAUAACCGAGUAACGAUAUCAAUACAAAUAUGCAUGAUAGAUACCGUAUGUAUGGCUCUUGGUAUGACAAUAUGAACUAAGGUCAAUGUUCAUACAGUAAUGCAUUUUAAUGUAGUCAUGACAUUCAGUACUGUACGGAUUACUCAACAUCUCAGGCACUUUUGUCUAGUUGUGCUGCUCAUGUAUCCGUACAUCCCUUAAUGUCAUUUGUUUGUAUUUUAUUCUAUGAGUAUAUCUUAACGUAUUCAAUACAAAUCCAUUCCCUUU
Oncorhynchus nerka (sockeye salmon) is the source of this 3694-nucleotide messenger RNA. Its product is annotated as consortin-like. Lineage: Eukaryota; Metazoa; Chordata; Actinopteri; Salmoniformes; Salmonidae. Gene Ontology annotation, molecular function: connexin binding. Gene Ontology annotation, biological process: positive regulation of Golgi to plasma membrane protein transport. The coding region runs from base 625 to 1776 and encodes 383 amino acids. The transcript is spliced from 11 exons. The record is from RefSeq and is a predicted model, not a curated record. Gene Ontology annotation, cellular component: plasma membrane; transport vesicle; trans-Golgi network.